Messenger RNA from Cynocephalus volans (Philippine flying lemur), 2724 nucleotides. RefSeq names its product ADP ribosylation factor GTPase activating protein 3 (gene ARFGAP3). The record is from RefSeq and is a predicted model, not a curated record. Lineage: Eukaryota; Metazoa; Chordata; Mammalia; Dermoptera; Cynocephalidae. The coding region runs from base 106 to 1659 and encodes 517 amino acids. The transcript has 16 exons. Gene Ontology annotation, molecular function: GTPase activator activity. Gene Ontology annotation, biological process: COPI coating of Golgi vesicle.
UGUCGCGCAGCCCCGCCCCCUGGUCGGUUUCUAGGAGGCGGCAGCCGCUCCUCGUCAGCCCUUCCCGGUUGGCGGAGCCAGCUGCACCCAGAUUCUCUGGUGACGAUGGGGGACCCCAGCAAGCAAGACAUCCUGACCAUCUUCAAGCGCCUCCGCUCAGUGCCCACCAACAAGGUGUGUUUUGAUUGUGGUGCCAAAAACCCCAGCUGGGCAAGCAUAACCUAUGGAGUGUUUCUUUGCAUCGACUGCUCAGGGUCACACCGGUCCCUGGGUGUUCACUUGAGUUUUAUCCGAUCUACGGAGUUAGAUUCUAACUGGUCUUGGUUUCAGUUGCGAUGCAUGCAGGUUGGAGGAAAUGCUAAUGCGUCUUCCUUUUUCCAUCAACAUGGGUGUGCCACCAGUGAAACCAAUGCCAAGUAUAACAGUCGUGCGGCUCAGCUCUAUAGGGAGAAAAUCAAGUCACUCGCCUCCCAAGCCACACGGAAGCACGGCACUGAUCUGUGGCUUGACAGCUGUGCGCUUCCACCCUUGUCCCCUCCACCAAAGCAAGAAGACUUUUUUGCCUCUCAUGUUUCUCCCGAGGUGAGUGGCACAGCAAGGGCAUCAGCACAGCCAGAACCACCUUCUUUACCACCAAGCGCCGUGGAAACUGCUUCAGAAACUAACGGAGGUGGACCAGAGCAAGGACCAAGUGUGGAAGGUAUUAAUGUACCAUCAAAGGCUGCGUUAGAGGUUUCCUCUAUCAUAAAAAAGAAACCAAAUCAAGCCAAAAGAGGACUUGGGGCCAAGAAAGGAAGUUUGGGCGCCCAGAAACUGGCAAAUACGUAUUUUAAUGAAAUUGAAAAGCGAGCUCAAGCUGUAGAUAAGAUGAAGGAGCAAGACGACCUUCGGGCCAGGGCGGCGCCUCAGGAAGAAUCCAUUGUCUCAUCAUUACGAUUAGCCUAUAAGGAUCUUGAAAUUCAAAUGAAGAAAGAUGAAAAGACAAACAUGAGUGGCAAAAAAAAAGUCGACUCGGAGAGACUUGGCAUGGGAUUUGGAAAUUGCAGAAGUGGCAUUUCACAUUCAGUGACUUCAGAUAUGCAGACCAUAGAACAGGAAUCACCCAUCAUGGCAAAACCAAGAAAAAAGUAUAAUGAUGACAAUGAUGAUUCAUAUUUUACUUCCAGCUCAAGGUACUUUGACGAGCCAUUGGAGUUAAGGAGAAGUUCUUUCUCUAACUGGGAUGACAGUUCAGAUUCCUAUUGGAAAAAAGAGACCAGCAAAGAUACUGAGACAGUUCUGAAAACCACAGGCUAUUCAGACAGACCUACUGCUCGCUACAAGCCAGACUAUGAGCUAGUUGAAAAUACAAAUGAGGCCCAGAAGAAGUUCGGCGAUGUCAAGUCCAUUUCAUCAGAUACAUACUUUGGAAGACAAGCCCAGGCUGAUUAUGAAACCAGGGCCCGUCUGGAGAGGCUUUCGGCAAGUUCCUCCAUCAGUUCGGCUGAUCUGUUUGAUGAGGAGCGUAAGCAGACGCCAGGGAACUACAACCUCUCGAGCGUGCUGCCCAGCGCCCCUGACAUGACGCAGUUUAAGCAGGGAGUGAGGUCCGUUGCUGGAAAACUCUCCGUCUUUGCUAAUGGAGUCAUGACUUCAAUUCAGGAUCGCUAUGGUUCUUAAUACUGACAUCAUGAUGUGCGUUUCCUGGAGAAGUUCUUCUUUAGAUGAAUCAGUGACCACAUCACAGGCUGCCAUGAAGACCAGACGAUUUUGCAGAUUGUUUUGCUACUUUUUCACAUGGUAUAUAUACAUUUCUGUUUUUUAAUAUUGUUUUUGAGAAAUUCUUGUCUUUGAUGUAUUAGAAGCUUUACUGUCAUUUCUGUUUCACGUUACCCUUGCGCGUGCCCUCCUUUGAGCAUACCCACGCAUGUGCUUGCUUUGUUUUCUUGGAAUCUUUAGUUUCAACAGCUGGGGCCUGGAGACUCCGGCUCCUUCCGCCUCUCUGUGGCUGAGAGCUUUCAUGUGGGGGAGCAGGGUGGUCUCCUCGUGGCUCGUGGGCCAAGGGCUACCAGAACCAGCUCAGGCUAGAUGCGCCUGGAGGAGGACUUUCAUAGCACACACAUUUCAUUAAAAAGGGAGCAAAGAAUGAAAACAAAAGGCCAAAAAUGCCUAGUGUCUAAUUUGACGGAUUACUUCAUUUACAUUUCCACACAGUAGGGUGAUUUCAAAACAAUGUUUAAAGUCAUCUGUCCGUUUGUAACUAGAUUAUUUUGUAUGAUCUGUAAAUUUAAAAAUAUUUUUCAGUGAGUGCUUUUAACAAGCCUAAGCUUCCACAUUGCCAAGGGAAUGAUUUUUAUCUUUUUGACAAGGUGUGGCUGUUUGAAUUUAUGAGAAAUGUAAGAUGAGAACUCCCUAAGUGCGUUUAUCAAUCAAUAUGGUAUAUAGAAUUAAAAUAGAAUAAGGUAAGAAGAUACAGCUACAGAAAACAGUUCAGUGUGUGAGAAAAUAGUAAUUGUAAUUGGGUAGUUUUGUUAAUAUUUUUUAUCUUAAUCUUAGUUUUCAAAAAAUUACAGAAUGUGUAUAAAUGAAUAAAGAAAAAUAAUUUGGCUGUGUUUUAGACAGCAUUAGAAUAUAUUGUUCAGAACAGUAAAAUAUAUUUGAAAUCUGAUGAACCAAAAAUGUGGUUUCAAAUGAAUAUUUUGUGAAUCUUUCUUAAAAGCUCAAAUUUGUAGACUUCUAAGUAUA